AUGGCAUCUUCACCGCCGCACUCAUAUACCCUCGAAAUCUUCUCCGACCAGCAUCUUGUUCGCGAUCUCGCGAAGGGCAUCUUACAUACCAUCUUCUUCCACCGAUACUUCCCCUCGAUCCGCCCCUCACUCACUACAGAUACAUCACUCCCAAUACCGCUACCUUGUAUCCUGGAUCCGCCCGAGAUCGCCGCCGCAAUCGACACCUCAGUCGCAGAACUAAUGUCGCAACUAAAUACGCCAUCAGGACCGGGGAAUGUGCCGCCGGGCGGUAGCAGAGGGGAAAUCGUGGUUCAGUUCUUUGACCGCAAAAGGCGGAAGACCGGUUACACGGGCGGCUGGCUUGGACGGCUGGGUGGUGGCGGGGCGCAGACGGACGAAGAGGUCUGCUGGGAGGAGUGGCGUUUGAAAGUCGUCGUCGCGAGACCGAGGAGCGAGGCAGAUCGGAUCAAGGUCAGGAGAGCCAUGGAGUCGAGCCUGCAGAAGACGGCGCUCAAGAUCGUUGACCUAGUGAAUAAGGAGAAGGACCACAUACCGCCAAUAACAACGAGCGAGCAGAACCCUUUCCCCUACAGGAUGCUAGUAAACCCCAAGCAGCAGAAUCUUGAAAAAGGGUUUGGCGGUUGGAGCUGA
This is a messenger RNA of Cyphellophora europaea CBS 101466, 633 nucleotides long. RefSeq lists its product as uncharacterized. The transcript is spliced from 3 exons. NCBI's taxonomy places the organism in Eukaryota, Fungi, Ascomycota, Eurotiomycetes, Chaetothyriales, Cyphellophoraceae. The coding region runs from base 1 to 633 and encodes 210 amino acids. Gene Ontology annotation, biological process: autophagosome assembly; autophagy. The record is from RefSeq and is a predicted model, not a curated record. Gene Ontology annotation, cellular component: phagophore assembly site.